AUGGCGGAUUUUUUGGUUGAAGUAACAGGAGACCCAGGCGAAGACAUGGGUACACGGUGGAAGCUCCAUGUGGACGGAGCCUCCAACCAGACCUUCGGAGGAGCCGGGAUCAUCCUAGAAAGUCCAAACGGGGUCGUAUACGAACAAUCGGUCAGAUUCGAGUUCCCCAUCUCGAACAACCAAGCAGAAUACGAAGCCCUCAUAGGAGGCUUGACCCUAGCAACAGAGGUCGGCGCAAAAAGGCUGGAAGUAUGCAGCGAUUCCCAAGUCGUCACUUCCCAAGUAAACGGCAGCUAUCAAGCCAAGGACCCCUUGUUGCAGAACACGAAGCCAGGGGAGGGAAACCGGUCUCUCAUCCAAGGCAUGACAAGGGAACCUGCAAUUGCACUACACAUAACAACCCUAAGUCCUUCAUGGCUAGACCCCAUCACCAACUACCUAGAACACGGCCAAGUCCCUGGUGACGAAAAGGAUGCGGUGAAAUUAAGGAGAGAAGCGGCCAAAUACGCCGUCAUCCAAGGACAGCUGUUCAGAAAAGGGCUCAGCCAGCCCCUACUGAAGUGCCUACACCCCGACCAAACGGACUACGUCCUCAGGGAAGUCCACGAGGGCUGCUGUGGGCACCACAUUGGAGGAAAAGCCCUAGCAAGGAAGUUGAUCCGAGCUGGGUACUACUGGCCGUCGAUGAUGGCAGAUUCCAAAGAGUUUGUCAAAAAGUGCAUAAAAUGCCAACAGAACGCCAACUUUGCCAAGGCACCGGCAAACGAGUUGAGCUUGCUGACGACUUCCCGGCCGUUCGCUCAGUGGGGAAUCGACCUCUUAGGGCCCUUCCCUGUCGGCCCUGGGCAGGUGAUAACACGGUUCGGGAUACCAGAAGUCGUCAUCUCGGACAACGGCACACAAUUUGCUGACAAAAAGUUCACAGAAUUUCUCAACGGCCUAGGUAUAAGGCAAAGGUUCUCUUCGGUAGAACACCCUCGGACGAACGGACAAGUGGAGUCCGCCAACAAGGUUAUCCUUUCAGGGCUAAAAAAGAGGUUGGACAACAAAAAGGGUGCUUGGGCCGACGAGCUGGCAUCGGUCCUCUGGUCUUACUGA
This is a messenger RNA of Arachis stenosperma, 1098 nucleotides long. RefSeq lists its product as uncharacterized. Lineage: Eukaryota; Viridiplantae; Streptophyta; Magnoliopsida; Fabales; Fabaceae. Gene Ontology annotation, molecular function: RNA-DNA hybrid ribonuclease activity; nucleic acid binding. The transcript has 3 exons. Bases 1 to 1098 code for a protein of 365 amino acids. The record is from RefSeq and is a predicted model, not a curated record. Gene Ontology annotation, biological process: DNA integration.